UUUUUCGUUCCGUUGCUCUGUGUUUGCCUUGUGAACUUCAGGGUGUGUCUCGGUUCUGACUCAUUCCAGUUCUCCGGUACCGUGGACACCGCCCUUCUUCGUCAAUCACCGUUUGUUUGUGCUUUUCGUCUUCUACACCCUGACUUUGAAAAUCCACUCAUCCCAUCAUGGCAGCAAUCGGAAACCGUGGGACAGUGACUGAGGCAAGUGGCUUCAGUGCAGAAAAAGAUGUCGAGAAACUUAGGGGAGCCAUGAAGGGAACUGGCACUGAUGAGUUGGUUAUCAUCGACAUCUUGUCACAUCGUACCGUGGCCCAGAGGCAGCGCAUUAAGGAGGCUUACAAGCAGGCAAUAGGAAAGGACCUGGCUGACGAUCUUUCCUCUGAACUGAGUGGGAACUUCAGGAGUGUCGCUCUUGGUCUGCUGAUGCUGCCUCCUGUUUAUGAUGCCUAUGAGCUGAGAAAUGCAAUGAAGGGAGCAGGAACAGAAGAGGCUUGUCUCAUUGAUAUUCUGGCUUCGAGGUCAAAUGAUGAAAUAAAAGCCAUCUGUGCUGUCUACAAGAAAGAGUAUGGGAAGAGCCUGGAAGACGCCAUCUGUGGAGAUACUUCUGGAAUGUUCCAAAGGGUUCUCGUGUCUCUGCUCACGGCCGGACGGGAUGAAAGCAGUGCAGUGAACGAGGCCCAGGCUGUUCUAGACGCCAAGGAGAUCUACGAGGCUGGUGAGGCUCGAUGGGGAACGGAUGAAGUGAAAUUCCUCACUGUUCUCUGUGUCAGGAACCGAAACCAUCUGCUCAGAGUGUUUGAGGAGUAUCAGAAGAUUUCUGGAAGAGACAUUGAGGAAAGCAUCAAGAGGGAGAUGUCUGGAAGCUUAGAGGACAUAUUCCUGGCCAUCGUGAAAUGCAUGAAGAACAAGCCUGCAUUCUUUGCUGAACGACUGUACAAGUCAAUGAAGGGUCUGGGUACCACAGAUAGCGUCCUGGUCAGAAUAAUGGUGGCUAGAGCUGAGAUUGACAUGUUGGAUAUAAAGGCAGAGUUUCUGAAAAUGUACAGCAAGACUCUCUUCUCCUUCAUUAAGGGAGACACAUCUGGAGACUACCGCAAAAUCUUACUGGAACUCUGUGGAGGCGAGUAACGGAUACAAAAGAAAAUGUGCCUAAGAUUUCAUCCAGCAAAUCCUGUUAUUAGUCCCCUCUUCAUACAUGACUCCCCCUCCUGUACUUUUAUGCUACGUUCAGACCGCAGGUAAAUGUGUUCCAAAUCCGUUUUUUUUUUUUUUUUGCCCAUAUGUGACCUGUACCCAAUCUGUUAAAGACAGUUUGAACAGCACUAAUCUGAUUUUUUUCUUAUCUGACCCAGGCCAUUUUCAAAUGUGGUCCUAAAUCUGAUACGUAUCUGAUAUUUUCCAAUGUGACUUCAGUCUGAACGACCAGGUUGCAUUUAUCCAACCUUUAUGUCAUUGAAAUAGAUAGAUACUUUUUAAUCCCGAAGGAAAUUCAACAAACGCGACAAAUGUCACAAUUCUGCGUCCUAGGACAAGGAGUGGCAGGAAAACCACAUUUAGUUCCGUAAACACAGUGUGUGUCUGCGUGGUCACCUAUUACAUCAGGACCUCUUUUGUGCAUGUGGCUCACUUCAGGGUCACAUUCAGUUCAUACUCAAAACGGAUAGAAGUCGCACUCAAUGUGUAAUAAGAACGAGCACACAAAAAAAAACAACUAGAUUUCACCAAAAAAUCCGAAUUGUGCAUGAAGACCUGCUGUCUGAACGUAACCUUAGAUUCUGUGUUCUAUGGCCUUUACAUUUCACUAACACUGUCUUAUUUGAUUGUUUUCAUACAAAUUAAACCAAAGAUCAGUGACCUCUUAAA
Molecule: messenger RNA, 1865 nt
Organism: Sphaeramia orbicularis (orbiculate cardinalfish)
Lineage: Eukaryota; Metazoa; Chordata; Actinopteri; Kurtiformes; Apogonidae
Gene: anxa4
Product: annexin A4
Exons: 13
Coding region: 168-1130 (320 amino acids)
Biological process (GO): negative regulation of coagulation
Cellular component (GO): nucleus; cytoplasm; vesicle membrane
Molecular function (GO): phosphatidylserine binding; calcium-dependent phospholipid binding; calcium ion binding
Source: RefSeq, a predicted model, not a curated record